Durio zibethinus is the source of this 1713-nucleotide messenger RNA. RefSeq names its product Radical SAM superfamily protein. Gene Ontology annotation, molecular function: RNA methyltransferase activity; iron-sulfur cluster binding. Gene Ontology annotation, biological process: tRNA methylation; rRNA base methylation. Lineage: Eukaryota; Viridiplantae; Streptophyta; Magnoliopsida; Malvales; Malvaceae. The record is from RefSeq and is a predicted model, not a curated record.
CCGAUUCUCCUACAAGCAAGUAGACAACUAAAACGAAAUGGUGAUGGGUUGUAUGUGGAUGAGGCGAGUCCGCCUCACUGCAAAUUCUCUCCUCCUAGCGAUGGCCUCCUCUUCUUCUUCUCCCGCUACUACUCUUCCAAAUACUUACCGUCACCCUUUCUUUUCCUUCCCAUCGUUGAAGUCACCUCAUUCCCUUUCCUUCGCUUCCUCCAAUCGUCGCUCGAUCUCAAUCUCAACCCCCUGCUGCUCCUCUGCAUCCCCACUACUUUCCCUCCGCGAAAACGAUAAUUUCCCUGAUUUUGGAGGUGGGGAAAGCUAUAAUAAUCCGGAAAAAGGCUCCAAGGUGCUUCUGAAAGGAAUGGAUUAUUUCGAGCUUCAAGAAUGGGUUCAAUCACAUGGAUUCAGGCCUGGUCAGGCUUUAAUGUUGUGGAAGCGUCUCUAUGGAGAUAACAUUUGGGCACAUAAUAUUGAUGAACUAGAAGGAUUAAACAAAGAUUUCAAGAAAAUGCUGAGUGAGCAUGCUGAAUUUAGGGCCUUGUCUUUGAAAGAUAUUCUCACUGCAUCUGAUGGCACUAGAAAGAUAUUGUUUGCGCUGGACAAUGGGUUGGUAAUAGAAACAGUUGUGAUACCCUGUGAUAGGGGCAGGACAACUGUUUGUGUUUCAAGUCAAGUGGGCUGCGCCAUGAAUUGCCAAUUCUGCUAUACUGGCAGGAUGGGUUUGAGGCGACAUCUAACUGCAGCUGAGAUAGUAGAGCAAGCUGUAUAUGCAAGGCGAUUGCUCUCUAGUCAUGUUGGUCCCAUUACAAAUGUUGUAUUUAUGGGAAUGGGAGAGCCGCUCCAUAAUAUUGAAAAUGUCAUAAAAGCUGCCGAUGUUAUGGUGCAUGAACAGGGCCUUCACUUCAGCCCUCGCAAGGUAACUGUUUCCACUAGUGGACUUGUCCCCCAGCUGAAACGUUUUCUCAAUGAGUCCAAAUGUGCCUUAGCUGUUAGUUUGAAUGCUACAACUGAUGAGGUCAGAAAUUGGAUCAUGCCAAUUAAUCGGAAGUAUAAAUUAGGAUUGCUUCUUGAGACCCUUCGAGAGGAACUACGGUUCAAACACAACUACAAAGUUCUAUUUGAAUAUGUAAUGCUUGACGGAAUCAAUGACAGCAUCGAGGAUGCAAAAAGGUUAAUCGAUCUUGUGAAGGGCAUUCCUUGCAAAAUCAAUCUUAUCUCAUUCAAUCCUCAUUGUGGAUCCCAUUUUAGACCAAGCAGUGACGAGAAGAUGAUUGGGUUCAGAAAUAUUUUAGCAAAAGGUGGUUGCACUGUUUUCUUGCGACUCAGUAGAGGCGAUGAUCAGAUGGCUGCCUGUGGUCAGCUUGGCAAGCCUGGUACAAUUCAAGCUCCUUUGCUCCGUGUUCCGGAGCAAUUCCAAAUGGCUGUAAAUACACCAGUGUGAUUUCUUGGAUUAUGAACAAAAUCGAAAAUUAAUCUCCAAAGAUGAAACAAAAAUGGCUGUAGCGUUAUUCCUCUAUCGCAAGCGUCGGACUGGUGGACCAGGAAGUAGGCAAGGAAGACCCUGUUGUAUUUUUAUUGUUCUUUUUCUCCUCGCAAAGUAUUCUUUAAUCCUUGUUAUCUGCAUUAUAAGUAUUUCCCUGGACUUGCUUAUUACAGACAUCUAGCUAUUUGCUUCUUAAAGGUAGACGUAUCAAUUUUAAACAAACAUGGUCGUAU